Polyodon spathula (Mississippi paddlefish) is the source of this 9974-nucleotide messenger RNA. Its product is annotated as unconventional myosin-IXb-like. The transcript is spliced from 42 exons. NCBI's taxonomy places the organism in Eukaryota, Metazoa, Chordata, Actinopteri, Acipenseriformes, Polyodontidae. Gene Ontology annotation, molecular function: ATP binding; GTPase activator activity; microfilament motor activity. The record is from RefSeq and is a predicted model, not a curated record. Gene Ontology annotation, biological process: intracellular signal transduction. Gene Ontology annotation, cellular component: myosin complex. The coding region runs from base 221 to 6667 and encodes 2148 amino acids.
CGUUUGAAACGCGCAGUUUGGGCAACUUUAUUAUUAUUAUUUUUUGCAUUAACUCGUGCCUGUUCUUACUGGAAAGUUGGACAAAGUUUAUGUUUCUUCGGCGUAUUGUUGUUUGCAACAAACGGGAUUAGUUGAAAACAGAACACAUGGCUAUUCGGUGCUAGGUGGUGACCCCCCCUCAGGCUGUGCGGUAUGCUGAAGUGGGCCUCAGUACGGCAGAAUGAGUGUCAAAGAGGCUGGUGGGACAGCUAGCCAGGACGGGAAGGCCUAUCCCCUGCAAAUCUACCCCCGGCUGGCCUCGGAGAGUUCUCCAUGCUGCACGCUGACCGUCCCCAAGUCGGCCACGGCCGCAGCGGUCAUCCAGGACGUGGCAGUGCAGCUGGAGCUGGACCCCUCCAAGUGCUACGUGCUGGCGGAGGUGAAGGAGUGCGGCGGGGAGGAGUGGGUCCUGGAGGCCAGUGACCUCCCCGUGCAGAGGGUGCUGCUCUGGCCUCGACGGGCCCACCAGGAGCACCCCCAAAGCGAGGGCUACUACUUCCUCCUCCAGGAACGCAACGCGGACGGCUCCAUCCGCUACGUCCACUUGCCGGUCGUCUGCCAGGAGAAGGAAGCUCGACGGCUGACGGCCCGGGGCUUUCUACCUCCGAGGCAGGCGGACUUUGACGACUUGUGCAACCUGCCCCAGCUCACGGAGGCGGCCAUCCUGGACAACCUGAAGAACCGCUUCCACAAGCACAUCAUCUACACCUAUGCUGGCAGCAUCCUCCUGGCCAUUAACCCCUUCAAGUUCCUGCCCAUCUACAACCCCAAGUAUGUCAAGAUGUAUGACAACCACCAGCUGGGCAAGCUUGAGCCCCACAUCUUCGCCAUCGCCGACGUUGCGUACCACGCCAUGCUGAGGAAGCAAGUGAACCAGUGCAUCGUCAUCUCGGGGGAGAGCGGCUCCGGCAAGACCCAGAGCACCAACUUCCUCAUCCACUGCCUGACUGCCCUCAGCCAGAAGGGUUACGCCAGUGGGGUGGAGAGGACCAUCCUGGGGGCCGGACCCGUGCUAGAGGCGUUUGGAAACGCGAAAACUGCUUACAACAAUAACUCCAGCCGCUUUGGAAAAUUCAUCCAGGUCAACUACUUGGAAAGUGGGGUCGUCCGAGGAGCUGUGGUUGAAAAGUACCUCCUUGAGAAGUCUCGGCUGCUCUCCCGGGAGAAGAAUGAAAGGAACUAUCACGUGUUCUACUACCUGCUGCUCGGUGCCUCUGAGGAGGAACGCAAGGAGUUUAAGCUUCUUCAGCCAGACGAUUACAUCUACCUCAAGCAGCAGAACUUUAAGAUUGAAGAUGGGGAGGACCUCCGGCAUGACUUCGAGAGGCUCCAGCAGGCAAUGGAGAUGGUGGGCUUCCUGCCAUCCACCAAAAAACAAAUUUUCUCUGUGCUGUCUGCCAUUCUUUACCUGGGCAAUGUGUGGUAUCAGAAGAAAUCUUCUGGCAGAGACGAGGGCCUGGAAGUGGGUCCUCCAGAGGUCCUCAACACUCUGUCGGAGCUUCUCAAGGUUCAAGAGGAGAUGCUGGUGGAGGCGCUGACCAAACGCAAGACAGUGACUGUCAAUGAGAAGCUCAUCCUGCCGUACAGCCUCAAUGAGGCUAUCACGGCAAGGGACUCCAUGGCGAAGUCUCUGUACAGCGCCCUGUUUGACUGGAUCGUCUUGCGAAUCAACCACGCCCUUCUGAACAAGAAGGACAUGGAGGAGUCUGUUACAUGUUUAUCUAUAGGGGUUCUCGAUAUCUUUGGGUUUGAAGAUUUUGAAACAAACAGCUUCGAACAGUUCUGCAUCAACUACGCCAACGAGCAGCUGCAGUACUACUUCAAUCAACACAUCUUCAAACUGGAGCAGGAGGAGUACCAGAGCGAGGGGAUCAGCUGGCACAACAUUGAGUACACGGACAACGUGGGCUGCAUUCACCUGAUCAGCAAGAAACCGACCGGUCUGUUCCACCUGCUGGACGAGGAGAGCAAUUUUCCACAUGCUACCAACAAGACCCUGCUAGCAAAGUUCAAGCAGCAACAUGACGGCAACCAGUUCUUUGUGGGGACCCCAGUGAUGGAGCCAGCCUUCAUCAUCAGACACUUUGCAGGGAAAGUCAAGUAUCAGAUCAAGGACUUCAGGGAGAAAAACACAGACUACAUGCGGCCGGACAUCGUGGCGCUGCUGCGGAGUAGUGACCGUGCCUACAUCCGCGAGCUGGUGGGCAUGGACCCAGUGGCAGUAUUCCGCUGGGCAAUCCUCCGCGCGGCCAUCCGGGGCAUAGCUGCCUUCUGUGAGGCGGGGCGGCGCUGGGCAGCCAAGACGGCAGGUGUUGUACGCCGUGGCUGUCGUGUGCCGCUGGGAGAGCUCCAGAGAGCAAACAAGCCCGUAGAGAAAGUGUACCGCCGCUUCUCUUUGCUCGAUUUCUCCUUUGAUAAUUUGGAUGAGUGCUCCCUAGACGCUUUCGAAGACAUCUUUAUUAGCUAUUCAAAUAAGAAGGACAUGCAUGCCCAAAUCAUUCACAGUAUCAAGGGCCUGCCGUGGGAGGGUGAAGACCCAUGCAAGCUGCUCCAGUCCUGGAGUCGUCUGCAGCACCCACGGGAUCACUUCCUGAAAAAUAAAAGUACCAAACAGAAGCAGCUCAUUCCUAAGAACUUGCUGGAUUCCAAGUCUCUGAAACACAUCGUGAGCCGGACCCUGCACGACCGCACCACCAAGGCUCUACUGCACCUGCACAAGAAGAAGAAACCGCCCAGCAUCAGCGCUCAGUUCCAGACUUCGCUGAGCAAGUUAAUGGAGACGCUGGGGAGAGCUGAGCCGUUCUUCAUUAGAUGUAUCCGCUCGAACUCUGAGAAGAUGGAGCUGCGUUUCGAUGACGCGCUGGUUCUACAGCAGCUCAGGUACACCGGGAUGCUGGAGACUGUUCGAAUUCGGCACUCCGGUUACAGUGCCAAAUACACCUUCCAGGAAUUCGUGGGACAGUUCCGGGUGCUACUGCCCAAAAAUUCCUGCACUUCCCAAGAGGAGGUCUCGGCUUUGUUUGAGAAAAUGGGCUUCAACAAGAACAACUACCAGAUCGGGAAGACGAAGGUGUUCAUGAAGGAGGCAGAGCGUCAGAGGCUGCAGGACACCCUUCACAAGGAAGUGAUCCGGAAGAUAGUCUUCCUGCAGCGCUGGUUCAGAGCCCAGCUGGAGAGGAGGCACUACCAGCGCAUGAGGCAGGCAGCCGCCACCAUUCAGAAAUGCUGGCGCUCCUAUAUCAGACACAAGCACAGUGCUGCCACCACUAUCCAAGCGCUGUGGCGCGGCUACUCCCAGAAACUGGCCUAUCAGAAACAGCUGGACGGGAUCCGGAAGCUGCAGGCUGUGGUCCGAGGGCACGCCACACGCAGGAGGUACCGAGCCAUGAGUGUGGAGAAACAGUUGGCUGAGGAAGAGGAGGCGGCCAGAAAGAAGGCAGAAGAAGCCGCAGCAGCAGUCCAGCGACAGCAAGCCAGGGAGGAGGAGGGAGAAAAAGGACCAGAGGUGGUCAAGACAUAUCCUCGGACAGAGGUGAACGACACCGGGAAGGAGUCUGGGAGCACAGAGUUAGAGGAGGCAAAGGGAGAGCCCAGCAAGGAAGGGGAAAAGCAGGAGACCUCAAAGCCUGAACCAAGGAAGGGAGACGCUCCUGUCUACCUGAGAACCCCUUCAGCCGAGAGCAUCGACAAGCUCCCACGCGGCCAGGAUAAAAGGGAGAGGAGGCGACAGAGGGGGCUGGAGCACGACAAGCUGCAGAACAAGCUGGUAUCCACUCCAGGGCAGGGUGACCACCCUGCCCCAACCACGGCUCCUUCCCCCGCCAAGGGGGAGAAACUGGACACCGGGAUCAAGCUGAAGGAGCGGUCAGACAGCAAGGAGCUGGAUCAGUACACCUUCGUGGAGUGGAAGAUGAAGGACUCGCCUGGGAAGAAGGAGGGGAAAUGCCCUCCCGAUGUGGCCAGGCCCAGCUCCCUCCCUCUGAGCUCCACAAACUCCAGCGGCGGAGGGGAGGGCAAGGAGGCCCAGCGGAACGGGCAGAAGGAACCGAGCAGCCCCACCGGUGGCACUCUCCAUCGGUACAGCAACCAGACCGCUCUCCGGAACAAGGGCGAGAAGUGGAAGGAGAAGAUCAGAACUGAAGGAUGCCAGCAGGAGAGCCUGUUGCCGGAGAAACCCAAGCUUUCACAGACUAAAGGGAUCUCCACCUCCCUGGAGGACUUGCCUAAGCUGAGCCUCCUGGGAUUGGACAACAGUACCAGUGGAACAUACAGGAAAAAAGUGUCUCCUGCCAAAUCCUUCACAGACUCUGUGAAGCAGCCCAACCUGAAGAGACGAGUGAACGAGAGCCCAGGCCACCAGGAGACUGUAGCUGCGCCCCAGCCCCAGCCCCAGCCCCCAACACCGGACUCCAAGCCUGGCUUCUUCCGCAAGAUCCUGAAGAAACACGAUAAGCGUUCUAACAAAGACUUGCAGAUGCCAGAAGAACCUGAAAUUACGUUUUCCCAGGCCGUGGCUGAAUACAUGCAGCUGAAUAAAGUCAGCGAAGAACCCCUGCAGCACCCAGGGGACCCUUCCCCAAAGGCAAGGAAGAACCCAGACAUCAAGAUCAGCAACGCCCCCCAGUGUUCAGAGCAGUGGCACACCUCCCUGCAGCGUGAGAUUACCAGCACCAACGAGCUGAAGGAACUGGACGAGUUCCUCCGCAACCAGGUGAACGACCUGCGGUCUCGUGGGAAGCAGCUGUCGGACACCGAGAACAUCUUCAUCAUGGCCACCAUGCAGUUCCGAGAGAAUAUCAAGACCAUGUACAGCCGUCAGAACCAGGCAACUAACAUCCGCUACAGGAACCUGAUGAAGAACUACCAGGUGAAGGUAGCCAGCCUGGCUGGAGAGAAGCAGAAGGCCGAGGUGCAGCUGGUGGUCAACCUGUUCCAGUCGGUGCUGGACGGCUUCAUCCGGGCCGAGAUCAAGAAGGAGGAAGCCGAGCCCGCCAAGCCCACAAAAACUCGGAAGAGAAGGAAAAAAGACAAGUGUUCGGAGAAGCGCAUGGGCCAUGUGCUCAGCAGCUAUCAGGUGAACAUCAUCCAGUCUUGUGAUCAGUGCACCUCCUACAUCUUUACCAUGGAGAAAGCCCUCAUCUGCAGCUACUGCAAGAUUAUCUGUCACAAGAAAUGCAUCGGUAAAAUCCAAAACGAAUGCACCUCCUACUGCGCAGUGAAGAAUGAGAUGGAGGCAGGCUCCCGGAACUUUGGCGUGCGGGUUUGCGCUCUCACGAGCGACCGGAACCCGGUGCCCGUUGUCCUGGAGGUCCUGCUGGAACACGUGGAGAUGAACGGGCUGUACACAGAGGGCAUCUACCGCAAGUCCGGCUCCGCCAAUCGCAUGAAGGAGCUGUGGCAGAGGCUGGAAGCAGAUCCCACCGCUGUGAAUUUAGAGGAGUAUCCUAUCCAUGCUGUCACAGGCAUUGUCAAACAGUGGCUCAGAGAACUCCCUGAUCCUCUCAUGACCUUCACCUAUUACAAUGACUUCCUGCACGCUGUGGAAAUGCCAGGGAAGCAGGAGCAGCUUCAGGCCAUCUAUCGCAUUCUGGAUCAACUCCCCCAGGCCAACUACAACACCCUGGAGAGACUCGUCUUCCACCUGGUCAGAGUGGCCAGAGAGGAGCCUCAUAACCGGAUGACCCCCAAUGCCUUGGCAAUCGUGUACGCUCCCUGUGUGUUACGCUGUCCUGAUAACGCAGACCCCCUGACCAGCAUGAAAGAUGUUGUAAAGACUACUAUGUGUGUGGAAAUGCUGAUAAACGAGCAGAUAAGAAAAUACAAUGAGAAGAUUGAAGAAAUCGAGCAGCUGGAAUAUGCAGAGGCCCUGGCAGUCAACCAGCUCAAACUGAAUAGACAGAACACGCUCUGGCCUUUAGAACUCAGGUUCUCUCCUUACAAGGGAGCGGUGGUGAAUGAGAAGUCAGCUGUGGAUCCAAACCCUGUUCACGAGGACAGCCCCACGGACUCGGACAACGAAGCGGAGAAAACGCUCAUGGAGCGCAUCAAGUCCAUCAAGGAAGAGAAGGAAGAGAUAGUGUACCGGCUCCCAGAGCUGGAGCAGCCCGGCUCGGAUCAGGAGAACCUCGACUCUGAAGCCUCUCUGAGCACCGAGAGCCUGCUGGACGAGCGGACGGGGAACUUGGACGCCGAAGGACCUGCAAAGCAUUUAGGAAAACAGAAAUCGCACCCCAUUGCCAAGCCUCCCAGGUCCUUCCUGCACGAUGCCAGAGUGCGGCUGGUGCAGUUAAACUCUAGCCUCCCCCUGCACACGGUACAAUCCCCUUCUGUCACUCUGCACAGCGCCAAGGUGCCCCGGCGCGCCCCGACCAUUCCCACCUCCAAUAUCAAACUGUCCCCCAGCAUCCUGCCCCUCACCAGCUCCCAGACCCUGCCUGUCCGCAGCGCCGUCGUCCUGCGUCUGGCAAAGGGACGAGAGCAGCCAGCGCGGCGCAAAGACAGCAUCCAGUCUGUGUACGUCGUCCCAGGACAGGACCCCUGCCCAGCCCAGCCCAGCCCCGAUGACUGCCAUCCCAGCGGCAGGGUCAGCAGGAGGUUCUCCGAUCCCGACAUUCCCUACACUGACUGACUCCCAACAGGAGCUCCAUUACUGUUGGCAUGGCUACACAGGAGAUGACAGCAGUUCAGUCUCACUUCCGUUGAGAGGGAGUGAAGCAGCAAGACUGUCUCACGAAGCACUUUUCUAUGUUAGUUGAUUUUUUUGUCUGAAUGUUGUUCCUUUUUUGUAUUAAUAUUUUUAUACUUUUUUUAUUGUCUCAGAAAACAGGAAUUAUUAUAAAACAUGGAGCAAUCUUGUGUAUUUUUGAAAGGGGACUACAUUUUAAUCUAUGAUGUAAAUCUGGCUCUUUACACCAUUCCCUGCUGCCUUCUCUGUGCUGUCAGAUAGGACCAAAGGAGUAACCGGACUCCCGUCUUCAAAUUGUGCCUUAUUUUUUCUUCAGAAUUAUUAUACAAUGCAUGACUGUUUUAUUUUCUUUUUUAAUGGGUUAACUAAGGUUUUAAACUGGUUUGUGUGAAUUUACAGGAAAGUGGACCAAAUAUUAAGUAUUUCAAUGGUGCCUAAACUUUGGGACUAUACCCCCACUUUCUUAAUGCCUGUACAUAAAAACAUUUUGCAUUCUGGGUUUUCCUUUUAACAGGGACCAUUAACUCUCUUUCUCUGUAACCUGCAGCCUUUUUUUUUUUUUUUAAUAGGGCUUAGCACUGCAGUUUGUUUUUGUUGUAAAGUAUGCACCUGUCAAGACCGGUGCUGCUUAUUUUCCAAGGUAGAAAGAGGACGUCAACUUUUUUCCCAUUAACAAAAGCUAAACCUGCCCCUCCAUUUUAUUAUUUUGGUCUCAUGGGGUUUCCUGUUAUGAAUGCAGAAACCACACAGUAAGAACAAUUAAAGGGUGAUGGAUGCCAGCCCUUGAUUGUGUACUGUAUUAGCUAGGUGCUGGAGUGGAAGCAUUCUGAAGAGAUGGGGUGGUCUGUAGAUUAUGUUGGCUCAGUCUAGAAAUGAGCAGUACAGUGGUAAGUAUCCCUGCACCCCAGAUUUUUUUUUUUUUUUUUUUUUUUUAAUUGUAGUAGAAUCAUGGUUUCAUUUCUACUACGACAGAAGCAUCGCCCCUCAGAAAUAGGAAUAUACAGCACAGGGGUGGUAAUUGGAGAAAUAAAGUCGUUACAUCCCCUUUCUGCCUGGAAGCUUAGCACAGGUAACGGUGAAACUAGAAUGUGGUAUGCACUGCUCCAGGGCUUAAGGGAUGGGGAGGUGGGGAAGCUAGGCUGAUACUGCUAGAAAAUGACAAGUGGGGAAAAUGUGUUGGACUGCACAGCCGUGUAAAGAUGUGACGCUGUGCAGUACGGUGCUCCUUCAUCAGAGCUACGCAGCUCCAUUCUGCCGCUGCUGCUUCCCAUGCCAUACGCCCCUCCAGCGCCUGCAGAGAUUCAGUGUUCACCUUCUGAUGUAUAAUCAACACAAAAUCUCCUUAGCUGAAAGCAUGCCACAGAGAGCUUGCCAACCACCAUGCGAGGGGGGCUCAGAAUUAUUGUGUCUCCAUUUAAAAUAGCCCAAAAAAUAUCAUUAGGGAUGAUGCAUUAAGCAUCACACCUACCCAUAAUGGUAAUAGAGUAUACCUGUAUACACAGGCCAAUUCCCAAAUUAGUGUUGCAUGCACCCUGUCUCGGCCUAGUGCGCACACAUCUGCCCAUGUUAAUGUGUGCUAAUUUUAAUGUUUGCAUAAUGUAUAUAAACUCUUACUGAGCCUGUCAGAAUCAUAGUGGAAUAUUGGAAUGUAUGUUGGGAAACAUUAGAGGGUAUAAUGUACUUUCUUUUUUUUUUUUUUUUAAUUGAAUGUAAAUAUUAAAAAAAAAGUUUAGAAACUACAAGAAGAUAAUCCUAGUAAUUUCAGCUGGACUAAAACCGAAGUUGCUUUGUUUUUCUGAAGGUGUCAAGGGCCUCCUUGGAUCUACAGCAAUGACGGGUUCCACUACAGUGUGUAAGCAGGUUGUCGUAGUAGCCCCUAUUCCAAAGUGAUCUUGCACGUCAUUAUCGCGUUGGGAUAUCCUUUGCCCCCUUUGUGACAGAGGCAGUGUUUGCAAGUUUGAAUUGAAUUAAAAGCUCUAUUUAUAAUACAUAUUUCAUUUGUCUAUUAUUAUUAUUAUUAUUAUUAUUAUUAUUAUUAUGCUCUUUUUUUUUAAAGCAAGGAACCACUGAGCUUUCAAAUGCCAUUCUCAUUGGAAGAAGCCUCUAAUGCAGUCCUCCUGACUUUUGAGUGCACUAACUAACUUGCAACACUGGUGCUCCUGUCAUGGGACUGCAUAUGCAUCUCUCUCUGCAUCCUCACUGCUGUAAUUGAUCAGUUACAAGUAGUGUCUCCCUGUAAAAGUAAACUGCAAACUAAUGUUCUAAUAGUGGAGAAGUCUGUAUGACAGCAAUUAACCUUUACCCCCUGUAUGCAGCAGUUUCCAAUACUACAUGCAUGCAAACUAGAGUUAUACAAUUUCAACACAUGCAUAUUACAUUAAUCUGUCCAAUCUGUACACUUGAUAUGAUAUUUCAUGCAGAAGGCUGUGCAGGUUCGUGGCAUUGUAUAGUUGCUAGUAGGAGACUGCCAACCAUGGUAGUUGCAAGUAAAGGUGAAGGAAUUAGUCACUCAGACGCCUUGAUUGAUAAAAUACUGUUGUGUUGGUUUUUUUUGGGGGGGUGCUUUGUAGCACUAAGCUCUCUGGACCAAAUCCUUCAUAUGCAAUGCAAGAAUGUAUUGUAUAACUUUUUGGAAGUUUCCAUUUUAGAUGCAGGGGUGUGUUCUCUUUCUUGUGUGUAACUGUUGAGUCGUGUGCCUGUGUAGGUCUGCUCUCCCUAUUUUAAUUUGUUGGUUAUCAUGUGCGAUCAAGUGUACUGUACAGCGAGGUGUAUGAAAGCUGGAGAGAGAAGUUUUCUACUCUAUUUUUAUAUGACUCUUACCACUCAUGAAGUACAUGGAUGCUUUUGUAAGAAUGAUCUUGUGAUGUAUUCCGUAUUUCAGGAUACAAUGUUUUAAAAAAAAAAAAAAAAAAAAAAAAAAAAAGAAAAAGAAAAAAAAGAAAUACUUACUCCCAGGGGCAACUUAACUGUACUGAAGCCUGAAUUACACACAGGCAAUUAAAGUGCAGAAAUAUCUUUUGAUGCAGUACUUUGGGUGCAUGAAACCUUUUUUUUUUUUUUUUCAGCGAGAGAAAGCAGGUUGAAAGGGAUGUUGACCACCUUUUUAUAAAGCCAGAUUUAUGUUUUUUGUUUUCAUUUCAAAGAGUAAAACGGUCCAAGCAGGAUGCAAUUGUUGAUCUAUUGUCCAUCUUUUUACCUGUAUAUUUCUGUUUUUAUUUCACUUAAAUAUAUUUAUGCAAGGUUAUACACA